Messenger RNA from Aspergillus bombycis, 4185 nucleotides. RefSeq names its product putative TMEM1 family protein. The transcript has 5 exons. Bases 1 to 4185 code for a protein of 1394 amino acids. The record is from RefSeq and is a predicted model, not a curated record. Gene Ontology annotation, biological process: intra-Golgi vesicle-mediated transport; early endosome to Golgi transport. Lineage: Eukaryota; Fungi; Ascomycota; Eurotiomycetes; Eurotiales; Aspergillaceae. Gene Ontology annotation, cellular component: TRAPPII protein complex.
AUGGAUCCCUCACCGCAGGCGGGCUCAAGCAGUGUCACCGUCGAAUAUACCGACCCCUCCGGCUUGUUCCCUCUCGUUCAGCCCGUUCUUGCGAACAAACUACCCCUGAAGAACCUUCACUGGAAGUCACCUACUCGCCCCGUCCGAUCCAUCGAGUCCCUCCGCAUCGGCUUCGUCCCUGCCCAGAAUGAGGCCACCGAGCGCAAACCCUCCGCUGAUAGCGCCGUGCCGCAUCGACGUCACCAAAUUCCCGGCCUCCGUCAGACGCCCUAUCUAAAGAUCUUCCUUUUGCGCUGCGAUGAUAAUGAAACCUACAAAUCGACUGCCAGGAAGGGAUUGCGCGAAUGGAUCAAGUCGCAUGCGUCGAUGUCGCAGUCUACCACAAGCCAGGAGAAGCAUGACGCAUGUGAAUGGUUGAUUCUACAUGUUGUGCAAGAUGGAGAUGGUGCGGAAAAGGCUAUGCCAUCGUCUAAAUGGGGUCGCACCAGUACGACGGUCCUCGAGAAGGUCAAGGCUGACUUCAAUGGCACCUCGAAGUCCGCCGUGGACCGGGUAGCUCAGUUGCGUCUACCUAAGCAGGGAACCACGCAGAAACCACCGGAUUUGGCUGACCAGCUGGAGGACUUGAUCGAGAAGAUUAAGAAUGGUAUUCUCGCCUCGUUCGAUCUUCGCGUGGCACAAUAUGAGGACGAUAUCAAGGAGAAGGAUUCACAGAGAAGUCUGCCCGGAUGGAACUUUUGCACGUUCUUUAUCCUGAAGGAGGGUCUGGCGAGAGGCUUCGAAAACGUAGGGCUGUUUGACGAUGCGCUCCUUGGAUACGAUGAACUUUCCAUCGGAUUGGAUACUGCGAUUGAGGAACAACUUGGAGGCAGCGGAGAGCCACACGGUAGUGCCUUUUUGAUGCACACCGAGGAUUGGCAGGAGAAGGCGAAGGCUGCUUUGGAAACCCCAGCAGCUCCGAAGGACGAGGAAGAUGAAGAGCCAACCCCGAUUCCCGAACUCGACGCGGACGAUUUCCCCAUUGACUCGAACAAGAAGGCCUACCGGGAGAUGAUUCUAGCUAGCAAUAUCUCUAUCUUCGAUUUCCGCCUCUACAUUUUCUCGCGACAACUAACCCUACUCCUCAGGGCGGCGAAGGCUCCCUCUCUACUCAAUAAGGAGCCCGAUGCCGGUCAAACGCGAGCCAAUACGAAUAAGAAGCCGGAAAAUUUGAUGCUACUUUCAGAGAUCUGCGAAAGAGCGACGGAGUUCAUUAGCUUUUCUGCACGCAACCUCAGAUGCGACCUGGAAUCGGGGCUUACCGAUGUAGACAAUACUGGAAAAGCGGAGGUCAUCAACAAUCUGGUGUCAUCCUGGGCAUACGCUGCUGCGUUGCAGAUUCUAUCGCAAACGUCCACUCCGGCGCUCACUCUACCGGAGUCCUCUUUGCAUGCGAUCACUUCCCCGGCAGACACUGCUAGAGAAUCCAGACCAGAGUUGCCUCGGCGCAGCAGCUCCCUGGGAACACCCAAACUCGCGCUCGCUCCGGCUCCGAAGACUGGGUCCGAACAGCUGGCUUCCGCUAGAGGGGAGUUGCUGCUCAUGGCUCGUCGGGUGAUGGAAGAGAUUGCCGGGCGUUGCGGAUGGAGAGAGAAGUGGGAUGAUCUCAGCCUACUCUUUGACAGUGAAAGUGCUGGCAAUAGUGAUAUGACGGAAAUCCCUCUAGACGCCGUGACAUCGCAGCCAGAAGAAAAGCCUGAAACAACUCAUAACCUCUCGGGGAUCGAAUUGCCCGGGUUGAAGGCUGCCCUCCGCUCAAAAAAGUCCUUCCGCUCACACUUCGAAGAGCUAACGGAUGAUAUGUAUCGUCACCAUAUCACGGCAAAUCGUACGUAUUCCGCACAGACGGCCCUUGCGGACAUGGCCCUCGUAAGGUUCCGGCAGAGCGACUACGGUGCAGCAGCCUCCUAUUUUCAUCAAAUUACUCCUUUCUACGGCAGCAAGCAAUGGACUGUUCUGGAGGGUGUGAUGCUAGAAAUGUACGCACGAUGCUUGAAAGAGCUGCAACGGAGUGAGGAGUAUGUUCGAAUGUCCCUUCGACUCCUUGCGAAGUUCGCCUCUCAUAAGCAGUCGAGCUUGUCGACGCGGCAGAAGACCCUUGAUGCGUCGUCCAUAUUUGCAGAGGAAGAAUUAAUCUCUCAAUAUGUUGAGGACUUGUUUGAGGCCUCCGGUGCCUUGCAGAAGGAGGUCACGGCCCCUUUGACUGACUUCUUCGCGGAUUUACAUGUUAAUCCUGCUAUCAUUCUUUAUAAAGAUAAAGAUGGCUUUCAGCUGCAGCUUUCAUUGCGAUUCCUCUUAGGAAAGCGAAUUGAGGUUGACUCAAUGAAGAUUAGGCUCGUUGGGACCGGAGGCAGUCAAAGUAAUGAACAUUGGUUGGAGCUACCCUCUAAGACGACUAUCAAGUCGUCGUCGACGAAGGUCCAGGUCGAUUCUUCGAUGACACUGCAAGGGAAAUACUACAUUGACCGGGUUGAACUUCGAGCCCGCAGCAUCCUUUUCACAUAUGGGGGUGGGAAACAUUCAGUCCUCCCCUUAGGAUUCAGAGAAGCAGUAGACGCUGAAGAGGAUAGUCGGCCGUAUAUCUACUGCUUCCCCCCACCCAAAGGACUUCAGGCGAAAAUCGUGUCGCCUCAUCUUGUGAACCUUCAAGAGAUGCGGACGCUUGAGUUAGAACUUGACAGUGGGUGGAAUGAUAUCAAGAGCGCUACUCUUCGAGUGAGGCCCGCCACUGCAGGGCUCCGCCUACGAAUCGCUGAAGCCGAAGUAGUGGAAGGUGACAUCAAGAUUAUUGCCAACAGCGAAACAGGGCAUAUUGAGUUCGCUCAAUUAGGACCUAACUCUUUCAUCCGGCUUAGGAUCCCAUACACGAUGGAGGAGCAUCACCCGAUGCUCUCUGCACGCGCAGAGGUUGGAUAUGAGACGAUACACGGGCACUUCUCGUACUCCUCUCUACACAGCAUCGUAUCAGGUUUACCCAUUAGCGUCAACGUCCAGGACACGUUCAAGGACCAGGUCCUCUUUUCUCGAUUUACGGUCAGCCCAGCUAUGAUGAUUCCUCUCCGCAUCCUCAAAUGCAGUAUACCGAGUUCGGACGUCUAUCACGUCCAGUCUAAUAUCGGUGACUCGGUCGCAAUGAACGUCUUUCCCAAACAGCCCGCAUCCUUACUCUACAAGAUACAACAGCGGGAGGAAGCCGUAAUGUCACCUGGUGCGAGACGUUCACUCCGUCUCAGCGUUGAUUUUACCUGCGUAGACGACGAAUGUCUGAACGCCGUUGAGAAGACCUUCAAAGAAAGCAUCGCAACCAGCGACUACCAACAAUACAGUGCCCUCCUUACGUCGCACAUUGUCGACACGUUUCGCACACAGCUGUCGACUUCAGAGAUGGAAGUCAUCGGGCUCGUCCGGGAGGUGGAAACACUACCCUAUUCUAGUGUCAAGUGGGAAAUGCUUCUAAGUGCGCUGAAGCAACCACUGGACGGACUGAAAACUUGGCUCCAGGAGUGGCACCAGAAUCACCCUAUCAUCAGCCUUCCAGAUCAGCCAUCAAUCCCCCGCCGACACAUCAUCAUCCCCGUGGACAUUCCCGAGAUCCAAGUGGUGCAUACUGCCGAGCUGCGACUCCGCAACCUCGCCGACCAACCCCCACACGCUGCGGUCGGGCAGAUGAUCGCAGCCGAGCUCAGCCUACGUCAUACGCGCAGAUGGUGUUCGCCCGAGCAUCGCGAGAAUGCGGGAGGCCCGCUCGAAUUCUCGUACGAAAUCCACGCGAACCCGGAGCUCUGGCUCGUGGGCGGUCGUCGACGAGGUAACUUCACCGCGGAGGAGGGGGAGACCAAGACCUUUGCGGUGAUGCUUCUUCCACAGAAGGCGGGACAUCUCCUUCUGCCGGGACUCGAAAUCAAGACCUUCGUGCCCGCGUCCUCGGCCGCACCGCCAAAGCCACCAGCGCCUGCCACUGGCCCCGCCGGAGCAGCGCCGGUCUUGCAACGACGACAGAUCGCAUGUGAGGUCGACUACCGCAAUCACGGGGAGACCGUCUUGGUGCUGCCGGACCUACGAAGCACGACAGUCAGUCUUAGCCUGUCGGGAGGAAACCACGGCGCGGCAUGGCUAAUCGACUCGGAGCGAAGGGUCCUUGCAUAG